Durotheca rogersii is the source of this 875-nucleotide messenger RNA. RefSeq names its product transmembrane domain-containing protein. The transcript has 2 exons. The record is from RefSeq and is a predicted model, not a curated record. Gene Ontology annotation, molecular function: protein-macromolecule adaptor activity. Gene Ontology annotation, cellular component: membrane; endoplasmic reticulum. Lineage: Eukaryota; Fungi; Ascomycota; Sordariomycetes; Xylariales; Xylariaceae. Bases 248 to 775 code for a protein of 175 amino acids.
GAUCAGAGGUAGGUACCUAAAAGAAAACAUACCUGCUACUCUAGGUACCUAUACCUGACGUAGGCACAUAAGACAUUGUGAUCCACAUGAACAGUGUACGGAAGACUCUGCUCUCAACAUCCCUAGCAGUUACUCUCCGCUUACAUUGCCACGAAGGCUUCAAACAUACCAUCAUUAGCCGGUAACCCACACAUCUCUACGUCUUCUUCUCAUCACAGCUUUUGUAGUAGGGUAGCAGGGCCUUACAAUGGAUGAUCUGAGAGCAUACCUCCCACCGGCCAAGGGCUAUUUGCCAUAUUACAUGUUUGGCCUCUCUAUUCUUGCUGUCGGCAACUCUCUACAAAACUACCUAACACUCCAUUACUCGCGACGUCUCUACAACGGCCAGUUCGUACCGAACUCUUCGCUCCCCAAGAAAACGGCCUCCUUCGAUCCGGAGGACUCGACGCGGAAGCUCGUGUCGACAUCCGCAACAACGUUCAGCUCCAAGGGGGCCCGCACUCAAGACCAGGUCACGCCGCUUGCGGCAAGGUUAUUCGGCACCUACACUCUCAUAUCGGCCAUCGUCCGCAUCUACGCGAGCUACAACCUACACCUAGCUCCCGUGUACAAUAUUGCUCUAUGGACUUAUGCGGUUGCACUCGUGCACUUUGGAUCCGAAUGGGCCAUCUACCGGUCAGCCCGCCUCGGCGCCCCGAUUUUGUUUCCUUUUUUCUUCGCUUCAGUCGGGAUAGUGUGGAUGGUUAGUCAGUAUAAUUUCUAUGUUGAAGCAUGAGCCUGGAAAUGUAGACAGUUACGAAUCUCCAUGCCGUAAGAGAGGGAGAGGGAUCAACCGGGGCAGCCUACGAUCUCUCCUGGCUCAAUGAAUGAUGAUC